AUGUUGGACUGCCGAUUGCGUGGUGUGGAUUGGAGCCCUGCCGGCCUACUUGCGUUUUGCACUCCAGCAACAAUGAAACCAUCCAGUACUUCUCUCAACACGAGAUCGGAGCAACUGAUAAAAUACUGGGAGGGGAGAGAUGAAAGGUCUGCGAUGACUAUGAGACGUGCAGCCUGGUCUUGGUUACAGUCAGGAAUCAAUACAGACGGAGCACAUAACUUUCCUACAAGUAGGCGGGUGCAAAAAGGAGACAUUCUUAGUCUGAACUGUUUUCCUAUGAUAGCAGGCAAUUACUCAGCUUUAGAGCGCACCCUCUUCUACGAUCACGUGCCUUCAGACCGCCACAUGGAACUGUGGGAAGUCAACAACAAGGUCCAUCGCCGGGGAUUGGAAAUAGUUAAGCCAGGCAAGCGCUGCAGUGAUGUCGCACGGGACCUCAACGAAAUUUACAUGGAACACAACAUUCUGCAGUACCGUGUCAUCGGGUAUGGCCACUCUACAGGCAUUCUUUCUCACUACUAUGGGAGAGACUGGGGUCUAGAGUUUCUUGAGCACGUGGAUACCGUAUUGGAACCCGGAAUGGUGAUUACUAUGGAGCCUAUGAUUGUGGUUCCCGAGGGACAACCCGGGGCUGGCGGGUACAGGGAGCAUGACACGUUGAUUAUUACGGAGACUGGGGUCGAGAAUACAACCGCUUCGUUUCCCAUCGGCCCUGAACAAAACAUUGUAAAGAAUUAA
Molecule: messenger RNA, 738 nt
Organism: Orbicella faveolata
Lineage: Eukaryota; Metazoa; Cnidaria; Anthozoa; Scleractinia; Merulinidae
Source: RefSeq, a predicted model, not a curated record